AUAUUAGAAGGGAAUGCGCGUUCCUUCGAUAUUUCCACGCCGCUGGGCGCGUUCCAUUAUGCAACGUUCCUAUGCCUCACCGCGAGAUGGUAUGCGCCUGAACUCAAGAACAAGCUGGAAGCUGUGAAGAACGCAUUCCUCGAGAAAUAUGACAAGAAUGACAAAUCCCUUCGAUGGAGCAUGAGACACCAGAUCGAGGAAUUGGAGAAAGGGAAAGGGAAGGCAGCAUAA
This is a messenger RNA of Gloeophyllum trabeum ATCC 11539, 231 nucleotides long. RefSeq lists its product as uncharacterized. NCBI's taxonomy places the organism in Eukaryota, Fungi, Basidiomycota, Agaricomycetes, Gloeophyllales, Gloeophyllaceae. The record is from RefSeq and is a predicted model, not a curated record. The transcript has a single exon. The annotation marks the transcript as partial.